Messenger RNA from Lates calcarifer (barramundi perch), 6656 nucleotides. RefSeq names its product CMP-N-acetylneuraminate-beta-galactosamide-alpha-2,3-sialyltransferase 1. Bases 720 to 1724 code for a protein of 334 amino acids. Gene Ontology annotation, molecular function: beta-galactoside (CMP) alpha-2,3-sialyltransferase activity. The transcript has 7 exons. The record is from RefSeq and is a predicted model, not a curated record. NCBI's taxonomy places the organism in Eukaryota, Metazoa, Chordata, Actinopteri, Centropomidae.
CCUGAGAGCGAGUAACGGUAUACGCGAGGAAAACUGUUCCCAUCCUCCUCCUCCCCCCCUCCUCCUUCACUGGAAAAGAAAACGCAUGGAUGUGUUCGUACCAGAAGGGCAGUUAAAGAAAAAAAAAGGAAAAUAAAAUAAAAACCUCCUCCUGGUGUUUUCACAUUCAAAGGGGCAGCGGUGCGAGGUUGCCAGUUUGGGAGCGUGUUCUCCCCCGCCUUUAAAUUGGACUCUUCAAGCUGUGACUGGGCUGAUUUGCUCGCUUUUCGUUCUCCGCGGAGCCGCUGCCGUCGCCGCACCGCGCGGAAAUAACGGGACUUGACUCGCAGCCCGGGCUUCACUUAAAGUGGAUCGUUACAGAAUGGAUGCCACAUCAGUCACUGACCUCACAGAGUCAACAUCUGAAGAGGCUGAACUGGCUGAAUGUGAUUAACCAGGAUCUGUAAAGCUGUCAGAACCAAGCAGAUUUACCUUCCUUUGGUGAAUGUAAAUCUCCAAAGAAACCACACAGAUGGAUUUUAUUAAGGUUAUUCAUUAACCGAGUAUUGCACUUUUGGAAAGAUAAGAACAAUAGAAUAUUGCUAUAGCUAAAAAAUUUGCUCCAUGUGGUCAACGGAUCACUUUACUGUCUCACCCUCAGAACUCUAGAUUUAUCAUAAUGCUAUUUUAGUCCAGCGCACUCCCAAAGUUCCCAUUCAACUGAUUCUGACUGCAGCGACAUGUUUCUACCCAAGAGGAGGAGAAUCAGGACUUUUGCUCUGCUUUUUUGUGUUAUUACAUUUACAACCUUUCUGUUCAGUUACACUUUCCGGGACCCCUCGCUCUACUUCUUCAAGUAUGCUUUUCGCCUUUCGGACAACUUUUUCUCCAAAGGGCUGUGCGCCUGUCGACAGUGCAUGACAGAGCUGGAGGACGACCCCUGGUUCGCUGAGCACUUCAAUCAGUCCAUCCACCCUCUGAUGACCAGGGAGAACAGCGUCCUCUCUGAUGAAACCUUUAAAUGGUGGCAGUGGUUGCAGUCAGAGCGGCAGCCGGCCAACUUCAGUGAAGUGGUGGAGGAGCUGUUCCAAGUCAUCCCUGACGAGGUGCUCUACAUGGAUGCCAGCCCCGAGCGCUGCAGGACCUGCGCUGUGGUGGGGAACUCUGGGAACCUGAAAGGGUCCCAGUACGGCAGCAUCAUCGACUCCAGUGAUUUCAUCAUAAGAAUGAACCAGGCUCCCACUGGUGGCUUUGAAGAGGAUGUGGGUGCCAGAACAACUCAUCAUGUCAUGUAUCCAGAGAGUGCCAUAGACCUGGACAACAACACCAGUCUGGUGCUGAUCCCUUUCAAGAUUCUGGAUCUGCAGUGGAUCAUUAGUGCUCUCACCACAGGCACCAUUAAACACACAUAUAUUCCUGUGGUACCCAGGAUAAAGGCAAACAAAGAUAAAGUAUUAAUUUACAGUCCCACAUUUUUCAAAUAUGUCUAUGAGUCUUGGCUUGAGGGUCAUGGACGAUAUCCUUCAACCGGCUUCCUCAGCUUACUGCUCGCUAUCCACAUAUGUGAUGAGGUCAGUGUGUUUGGAUUCGGGGCCGACCAGUAUGGAAACUGGCACCACUACUGGGAGGAGAACCAUUUGGCUGGAGCUUUCCGACACACUGGAGUCCAUGAUGGAGAUUAUGAAUAUAAUGUCACCCUGCUGCUGGCAGACAAGCACAAAAUCCAAAUGUUUAAAGGCAGAUGAUACCAAGCCCAUAUGUGCAGUGGAAUGGCCACCAAAUGAACCUCAGCAGCCUUUUAAUGUUCUUUUUUUUCUUCACCUCAUGCCCGAAGAGUGUUUCUCUCAUGAUUUCCAAAGACAUUGUUAUGUGAAUUCUACUUUUUCUGUUUUUGACUUAAGAUACUGUCUGAGAAUGUCACUCCUAUUGACAAACCUACAGUUUCUCUUUGUUCCCGGACACAGACCGUCUGGACAAAACAGAAGCAACACUGCCACUCGUUUCGAAAUCUGCAGUUCCAACUCAGAUGUGUCAGGGCAGAGUGACUGGACAAGGAGAUAAGAGACCAUGGCUUGUCUCCAAGCAUGCUAUACUACUUAAGCUUUAGUUGUAUUAUACUCUAUAAUAUGUGUGCACUCUUUACAUAUGUUCUUUUGUAUUCACCAGCAACCAUUGUGGCCACCUGAAGCUUUAAAUGUUAAUGGUCCCACAGCCUGACACAAAAUAACUUCUAUUGACAGCAGCAGUCAGACAAAGAGCCAUAAUUAGUCUGUUGAUCUAUAGACAAAGAGAGGGGGAUUUAGUACAAAAUUCAUCAUUGUCAUUUAUGCAGAGCCUCUUGGAAAUAUAACCACUGUUUUUAACAAUUUUUAUUUUUUAGUUUAGUAAAAUAGUUUUAUUUUAACAAGCUUCUCAACAAAACACACCACUGACUGUGCUGUAAAUAUCACUUCAGUAUAAAUUUCCACCAUAUGGCGCUGAAGGUGUUUUACAUUAUAAUAAUGAGAGGUCUGAGGAAAAUCAAUUUUUUUUUUUCAUCACCCUGGCUGAUUUGGAAUCUCAUAAACUACCUGCAAGACAGAGCUGCUUGCAUCUUGCUUGUCUGAUCGCAGCUGUAAAAUACAGCUCAGCAAAGCCAAGGUACACUUAAAAUCAAGCCCAAAAUACGCCCAAAAGCAGAUACCCUUACCGAGUACUUAGGAAUUGGGAACGCCAAACCACCAUACAGGUUAGGGUCUCCCUUUGCUCUCUAAACAGCCUCAAUUCUUCGUGGCAUGGACUCCCUGUUGCAUUGAUCUGGUGACUGGGGAGGCCACUGAAGUCCACUGAGCUCACUGUCAGGUUCAUGAAACCAGUUUUGCUUUGCGACAUGGUGCAUUAUGCUGGAAGCAGCCAUUAGUAGAUGGGUGAAUUGUGGUCAUAAAGGGACACACAUAGUCAGCAACAGUACUCACAUAGGCUGUGACAUUCAAAUGAUGACUGACUGGUAUUAAGGGGGUGAAAAGUGUGCCAAGAAACACUUCUGACACCAUUGCUGCCCUGGACUGUUGACAAAAAGCAGUUUGGGUCCAUGAAUUCAUGCUGUCGACUGAAAUUCUGACCCUGCCAUCUGCGUGCCUCAGCAGAAAUCUAGAUUCAUCAAACCAGGCCACAUUUUUCCAGCAUGUGCCCAUUGCAGCCUCAGAUUUCUGCUCUUGGCUGACAGGAGUGGAACCCGAUGUGGUCUUCUGCCAUUGUGGUCAAUCCACCUCAAAGUUUGACAUGCAUGGGUGUAUCACUGAAUGGUCCUUCCGGGCACAGGCCCAGAUUAUAGAUUACCCACAGGGCCGUAGCCAGGCUUGUAGAAAUACUGAGGUCAUGGGUCCAAGUCAUCACAGCACACCAUAACCCCCAUUUAGAAAACUUUGACCAUUACCAAAAAUACAGGUGUCUAGAAUAAUUUUAUGGUAUUAUAUUUUUUGUAAAUUGUUUCUCUAUUCAUGAAUGUUUCAAAGCCUGCAAAAUCCCCAAAUUUAAAUUCUAGGGGGGGAAACUGAAUCCCUUAUUUAUUCAUUUUUUGCUGACUAAAAGCUGUCCGAUUUUCACAUAUUGAGCCCCAAACUUUGUCCAAAAUAUGAAGCCAAAUAAUUGAAAAACAAACCAGUCUCACCUGCACUUUGUGUUUAUUGCCACAGCAAAUAAUUGCAUGUUAAUAUGCUAAACUAACAUGGUAAAUGUAAAGGUAUACCUGGUGACUAAAACAAAUUAGCAUUGUCAUUGUGAGCAUGUUAGCAUGCUGACAUAGCACUUAGCUCAAAGCACUGACAUGACAUGACCACAGUGCCCUGAACGGUAAGGCUGUGUCAGUGUUAGCAUCAAAACUGUUCAAGAAAUCUAAGAUUAAAUAGCUUUUUUAUUCUUUUAACUGCAUGGCCCAUUACAGUGAGCAGUCAGUGGUGAAAAACAUAGUCUUGGAGUUGAUUUUUUUGAGUGUCUUGGCUUUAAAUGACUCUUCUGGAGACCUGCAGUGAGGUGUGGAUUAAUAGUGGAGCUAUAGUGAAGUAAUCAAUGAGGUUUUCAUCACUCAGUGUGAUGAAAAAGUACAGCUUGAGGUGUUACACACACCAUUUUAUUUAUCAAGUUGUACAUAGUCACUGAUCAUGGACAACUGACACACAGCGUACACAGGGGUGCCUUAUCAUUCAAAUAUGUACUGUGCAUUUUUAAUGUACAUUGUGAGAUACAUUUUUUUAUGAAAAGUAGGUGUUAAGUGCCUUUAAUGGGAGUUUUUUUUUUUUCUUUGAUUUAAUUUUACCAUCAAAUUGUACUGUAAUUAUUUUUGUUAUUUCUAGAUUGGUCAGUAAAUUUUACAAGUUUAUGUUAUUGUUGUGUAAACAGCAUAUAUUUUAAAGAAUCACACAUGACACAUACGUUAUAGCCAUUUUAGAGAAUCUUUCUUGUUUGUGUCACAGAACAAAAAGCUGAAUAUACAGUACAUGUAGGAUAGGUAUGCCAGCAUCUUUGGUUUUGCAGUUUUGAUGAAACACAGCUACAGUGGAAUCAGAGUUAAUACCCCUUCACUUAUUGCACACGCUAUUAUGUUGUAGAUUUAAAAAUGUGCCACUUUGCCCAUCAAUCGACACCUCAAAAACCCAUAAUGACCAAGUGAAAGUGACAUGUUUUUAGAAUUUAUUAAAAUUUUUAAAAAAAUCAAAAACUGAAAUCUGUCAUUUGCAAAAUGUAAAAUGCUGUGGCACUCCAAAUUGCAGUCAGGUACAUCCUGUUUAUUUUAAUUAUCCCUGAGAUGUGCCUGGAACUUGAUUGGAGUCUUCCUGUGGUAAACUGAAAUGAUUCGACAUAGUUAAGAGAAAGAAAUGGGGCGACACAGUGGUGGUGCAGUUUGCAUGUUCUCCUUGUGACUGCGUGGGUUCUCUCCAGCUUCCUCCCACAGUCCAAAGACAUGCAGGUUGGGUUAAUUGGUGUCUCAAAAUUUCCUGUUGGUGUGAAUGGUUGUUUGUCUAUAUAUGCUGCAAUGGGCUGACCUGCCCAAUGUCGGCUGGGAAAGGCUCCAGGCCCCCGCGACCCUUAAGGAAGACCAUAGACAGAGCAAGAAUAUGAAACUACUUUGAGGAUUCCCAAUAUCAGAGUGGUCUCAUUAAUUUGUAACCACUAGGAUUAGACUUGUCCAUGGCAAGAAGACCCUUGCUCAGCAGCACUCCAUCAACCAGAAGGUUAUACUAGUAGUAUAGUACAGUGGAUAGACAGAAACCAUUUUUCGCAAAAGGCAUAUGGCAACCCACUUGGAGUUUGCUGAAUGGCUUUUAAGGGUCUCAGAGCAUGAGGAAAAGGAUUCUCUGGUCUGAUGAGACAAAAAUUGAACUCCAAACUAGAAUUCCAAACACUGUGUCUGGCACUGGCAGGCACUGCUCAUCUCCUGGCUAAUGCCAUUACUAUGGUGAAGCAUAGCGGUAGCAGCAAAAUGCCUUGGGAGGGGGGAGGGAGGGUUCUCAGCAGCAGGGACAGGGAGACUGGUCAGAACUGAGGGGAGGAUGAAUGCAGCCAAAUACAGAGAGGUCCUUAAAGAAAACCUGCUCCAGAGUGCACACGUCCUGAGACUGGGCCAACAGUUCACCUUUUAACACUAUAACAGCCCGAAGCAUACAGCCAGGACAAUACUGGAGUGGCUUCAGGACAAGUCUCUGACUGUCCUUGAGUGGCCCAUUGAAAGCCCAGACUUAAAUCCCACACAGCAUCUGUGGGGAUACCAGAAGAUGGCAGCUCACAGAUCCUUCCCAUCCAGUCUGACAGAGCUUGAGAGGAUCUGUCAGCAUGAAUGAGACAAACUGCCCAAAUCUAAGCUUGUAGAGACUUAUCAAGGAGGACUCAAAGCUGUAAUUGCUGCCAAAGAGACUUCUACAAAGUCCUGAAUCGAAGGUCUGAAUGCUUUUGUAAACACGUUUUAACUUAAUCAUUGUGGAUUACUGAGUGUCAAUUGAUGGGCAAAAAUGCCAAUAUUAUCCAUGUACUAGUGAAGGGGUAUGAAUACUUUAUGAAGCCAGCACCUGUUUUGUUCAGGCUUGAAAUUAUUAUUAGCUGCACUUGCUGAACUUGUAGAUAUCUGAAGUCUGAGUGUUUUAUGGCUUCAAGAAACACAUAAGCAUUUUCAGUAUUCUGCCCUCAUGUUAUUAUUUUCACCAACAAAUCUCUGAUCUGAAAUGUUACGAGUAUUAUUUCAGAUUCUGCAGGAGCUGAGCUUGGUGGUGUUUAUCUAAUAGGUUAUGAUUUGCUCCACGUGCCUUGAUAUGUAAUGGGACAUUUACACAGUCAGUAUCUUCAUGAUCUUUUCCCUCUCCAUGUGAGAGCCGGCUGAUAAGGAGAGGAGCCACAAUGUUUGUUCAUUGCAAAUUUGUCUGCCACCUUGUAUGCUUAACAGUUUGUACAUCUGUUCUGCAGGGGACACUGUCACCUAGUGGAUAAGAACAUGCAUCAACAUUAACAUCACUUGAUUUGUUCUAUACAAGAAUGAUGCGAUGACUUCGUAUUAACACUUUAACACUUCAUUGUUUAAUGUUCAAGCAUAAUUACAAAGCCUGUCACACACCUGUAUUUGAUCUGCUUUUUCAUCCACCUGAGAACUAAGGUCUUAAUUGUUGAAUAGUAAAAUAAAAAAUAAAAAAGCAGCACCUUCAGAAAAAUCA